UAUUCUUCCGCAUUUUUUUUCUUUUCUAAAUUGCAUUGCAUAAAAAUAAAAUUGGACUGCAACUGAGGAAGUCAACCUAAAUUCAUGUUAAUUUGCCGAAAAAUGUUUGGAAGAUGAGAUCGACUUUUAGGAAAGUAUAAAUAAAUGCACAGAUUCAGCUUUCAUUCAGUUUCUUCGAUUCAGCAUUGGCCGCCGUUUGUCUUGUUGUUGAAAAUGGGAGGAGAUAAAGAAGUAUGAGCACAAUUUUUUUGUCGCAUGUUGUUGUUUGCGUGAGUGCUCUUUCUUGAUUCCCUCCAUUCAACACAUAAAGCUUGUUUUUUUUUCCGCUUACUCUUUCAACGACUGGUGCGAUCUCAACUGGCUUCUCUCUUAACGCUUUAAUCACUCGUAAUAGUUGGUCUGUUCACCUCUUUCUUGGUAUCUUAAGCUUCAAGUUUCGCUGCAAUCGAAGAAUUGUGAAGCUUGACCAAGCAGUGAGGCAUUGCUGCAGCUAUUCCUUUCUCAAGGGUCAAGGCAGGGGGCUGAGAUGGGGCAGGAGAACUCUGAUUCAGUUGAAUUAUCGCAAGUCAAGAUAAUAGAUUCGGGGAUAGCCAUUCGAAGUCACAAGUUCUCGUGCAGCAGCACUUGUCCAUUCUCAGAGCAUGGCUACAGUCAGUCAGAUUCAGCACAGCGGUCAAAGGCAGCUACCAAACUUUGCGGGCUUAUAGUCUGUUACCUUAUAGUCAUGGUAGUCGAGAUUCUUGGAGGUCUGAAAGCUAACAGCCUGGCUAUUCUUACUGAUGCAGCUCACUUGCUGUCUGAUAUUGCUGGAUUCUCCAUUUCUCUCUUCACUGUUUGGGUAUCCGGUUGGACAGCAACACCAGAACAUUCUUUCGGGUACCAUCGUGUUGAAGUUAUUGGAGCACUCCUAUCAGUGCAGCUCAUAUGGGUCAUGUCUGUAUCUUUGAUCUAUGAAGCGAUCAAAAGGCUUAUCACGAAGCAGACGGAAGUGAAUGGCCUACUCAUGUUUGUACUCGCUGCCUUCAGCUUGGUUAUUAAUGUUAUCUUGGUUCUUUGGCUUGGUCACGACCAUCACCAUGGCCAUUCUCACCACGACCAUUCUCAUCACGACCAUUCUCAUCAUACCUGCAACGAUGAGGGCCAUAGCCAUGAAGGAGAGGAAUCAAGAACUGGAGAUGAAGAAAGUACGAAUCUCGUCUCAACUCCACAUGGGAGCAGUCACAUGUUGAACAUCAACAUUCGAGGGGCAUACUUGCAUAUAAUAUGCGACUGCAUACAAUCCGUUGCUGCAAUGGUUGCUGGUGUUAUUAUAUGGGUAAAACCGAAAUGGCUAGUGGCCGAUCUGAUUUGCACGCUACUGUUCACCACUUUUGCUCUAACAACUACCUUCACCAUUAUAAGGGAUAUAGUCCACGUGCUGAUGGAGAGGGCGCCAGCCGACAUUGAUGCUGCUCGUCUUGAAAAUGGUCUCAAACUGAUCACAGGGGUUCACCACGUUCACGAUCUUCACAUCUGGGCCAUCACGUCAGGUAAGCACGUGUUAUCGUGUCAUGUUGUGAUUGGAGCUGAAGUCGGCCCUCAAGGAAUACUGCAAGAGAUUAGGGAAUACUGUGAACUAACCUACAAAAUUUAUCAUGUAACAAUACAAGUUGAACAAGAGUGAUAUACUAAUAUUGUCAUUUUUUCUCUUCAACUGUAUAACUGUAUUCCUUCUCCACAAUUACAUUAUUGCGUGACAAUAAAAACACUCUUGAUAGUUGAAA
Salvia splendens (bonfire salvia) is the source of this 1763-nucleotide messenger RNA. RefSeq names its product metal tolerance protein B. The transcript has 3 exons. Gene Ontology annotation, molecular function: zinc ion transmembrane transporter activity. NCBI's taxonomy places the organism in Eukaryota, Viridiplantae, Streptophyta, Magnoliopsida, Lamiales, Lamiaceae. Gene Ontology annotation, cellular component: plasma membrane; vacuole. Gene Ontology annotation, biological process: zinc ion transmembrane transport. Bases 527 to 1663 code for a protein of 378 amino acids. The record is from RefSeq and is a predicted model, not a curated record.